CGCCGGUGUCUGUAUGCAUGUUAUCGGUCUUGUUGUUCUGAACACAUGGUACCGGUACUACAGCCGACUCGGAUCUGCACGUAUACAUAGCGGCAAAUAGGCAUAUACAGUGUGUUCGGAGAGAACGAUACAUCUACCUCAGAGAUGGUGGACUGGCGCGAUGCCUGGCGAUACAGCCUUGGGGGGGAACCUCCAGUUGAUUACCCCCCACACUACAUCGGUUCCAUCUUUUUUCUCAUCAUUACCACCAUGGUCGGCUCUUCUCUGAGGGUCAUCAACAGAGCUGUGACCCCAGCCGAGCUAAGAAGACCCGUCGCUGACUUCAUCUCGACCUUCCAAACCUGCGCGAGCAGUCUGGAGAAUGCGCACGUCUUAAAACAUUACGGGUUCCCCGGCCUCUCCGUGUACAUCUUCAUCCAGUGUGUCAUCUUCAUUGUGACUUACGGAGACUCACAAGCCUCACCCACGGGCAACUUCCAGAGGUGGUUUGAAGGGGGGCUCUCGGUGAACAACGCCCUGUUCCGGAUCGCCUUGCAGAUCCUGGCGGCCUACGCGUCGUACAAAUACGCGUUGGCUGUGUGGGCGGUGGACUUGCUACCAGAACACAAGGUCAAACUUGAGGCCACGGAAUGUAUGACUGACCUGAACGUUAGCUUGCUCACAGGGUUCGGGCUGGAAACCGGCGCAACGCUUCUGGAUACCUGGAUGGGUAUGCAAAUCCUCCUCAACUCCCAGAGGCUCGACACCAGCGUCAAAGCUGCCAUACAAACGAUCAUGAUAGUGCUAGGUUUGCAAUUGACGGGAAUGUAUUUCAACCCGUCGAUGGCGUCCGCUAACACAUUCGGCUGUAAAGGCACGGACGUGUGGGAGCACGUGGUCGUCUACUGGGUGGGACCGUUUGUGGGCUGUCUACUCGCCAGUAUUGCUAACCGUACUUAUCAUCUGUCCCGCGCUGAAAUCUCCGAGAAAAAGACACAGUAG
Messenger RNA from Liolophura sinensis, 981 nucleotides. Its product is annotated as aquaporin-11-like. The transcript has 3 exons. Gene Ontology annotation, biological process: transmembrane transport. Gene Ontology annotation, cellular component: membrane; cytoplasm. Gene Ontology annotation, molecular function: channel activity. Lineage: Eukaryota; Metazoa; Mollusca; Polyplacophora; Chitonida; Chitonidae. The record is from RefSeq and is a predicted model, not a curated record. Bases 145 to 981 code for a protein of 278 amino acids.